This is a messenger RNA of Desarmillaria tabescens, 219 nucleotides long. RefSeq lists its product as uncharacterized. The record is from RefSeq and is a predicted model, not a curated record. The transcript has a single exon. The annotation marks the transcript as partial. Lineage: Eukaryota; Fungi; Basidiomycota; Agaricomycetes; Agaricales; Physalacriaceae.
AGCUCCACAGAUAUAAUCUCCCACCUUCAGACCCAUGCUGCUACCUUACGUGCGGCGGGUAAAGGCCCCACACAGUCCCAAGCAUUAGCAGCCAGAUCUUCUACCAUCGGAUGCUCUAAUCCUGGCUGUAAGGCACGAGAUAAGAGCAAACAUACUGCGCAAAACUGCUAUUGGCCAGGUGGGGGAAAGGAGGGACAAUUUCCCCCUAAUUUUGGCUGA